Molecule: messenger RNA, 2080 nt
Organism: Xyrauchen texanus (razorback sucker)
Lineage: Eukaryota; Metazoa; Chordata; Actinopteri; Cypriniformes; Catostomidae
Product: vesicular glutamate transporter 1-like
Exons: 13
Coding region: 62-1819 (585 amino acids)
Biological process (GO): neurotransmitter loading into synaptic vesicle; monoatomic anion transport; regulation of synapse structure or activity
Cellular component (GO): excitatory synapse; synaptic vesicle membrane
Molecular function (GO): L-glutamate transmembrane transporter activity; neurotransmitter transmembrane transporter activity
Source: RefSeq, a predicted model, not a curated record
CCCGCGCAGGAGAGCGGGAGCGCGCAGUGUCCCGGCCGGUCCUGGUGUGGAAUUCAGGAGGAUGGAGGUCCGACCCGAGCGAUUUAAAGCAGCGGCGGCGAAGACGCUCGGUAGGAUACACCGGGUUCUAGAAAAGCGGCAAGAAAAUGGAGAGACGAUUGAGUUAUCCGCGGAGGGUCGUCCAGAGCUACAGGAAGAGAAAGAACUUCCUGUGGUGGACUGCACGUGUUUUGGUUUGCCACGACGGUACAUCAUCGCUAUUUUGUCCGGACUUGGAUUUUGCAUCUCAUUCGGUAUCCGCUGUAACCUGGGUGUGGCCAUCGUCAGUAUGGUGAACAACCACACCAUCUACAGAGAUGGCAAGCCAUAUGUUGUGAAAGCUCAGUUUACAUGGGACCCAGAGACUGUCGGAAUGAUUCAUGGAUCAUUUUUUUGGGGUUACAUUGUCACUCAAAUUCCCGGAGGUUUCAUCUGCCAGAAAUUUGCCGCCAACAGGGUAUUUGGUUUUGCAGUCGUAGCCACGUCUGUCCUAAAUAUGUUUAUUCCCACAGCAGCACGAGUACACUUUGGCUGUGUGAUAAUGGUGCGGAUACUACAGGGCCUGGUUGAGGGUGUGUCUUAUCCAGCAUGUCAUGGGAUCUGGGCAAAAUGGGCCCCGCCCCUAGAAAGAAGCAGAUUGGCCACAACAGCGUUCUGUGGUUCGUAUGCAGGUGCUGUGAUCGCCAUGCCUUUAGCUGGAGUUCUAGUGCAGUAUUCCGGCUGGUCCUCAGUCUUUUAUGUAUAUGGUAGUUUUGGGGUCUGCUGGUACAUGUUCUGGAUUCUGGUGUCAUAUGAGAGUCCAGCGGCUCACCCCACCAUCACCCCAGAGGAACGGAAAUACAUUGAAGAUGCCAUCGGAGAAACAGCUGGACUUAUGAAUCCUGUAACGAAGUUUAACACUCCCUGGCGUAAGUUUUUCACAUCGAUGCCCGUGUACGCCAUCAUCGUGGCUAAUUUCUGCAGGAGCUGGACAUUUUACCUGCUGCUCAUCAGUCAACCUGCAUAUUUUGAAGAGGUGUUUAAAUUUGAGAUCAGCAAGGUCGGUAUCGUCUCUGCUCUUCCUCAUCUGGUGAUGACCAUCGUUGUGCCGAUCGGAGGGCAGCUGGCCGACUAUCUAAGAAGUCACAACAUCAUGACCACCACAAACGUCAGGAAACUCAUGAACUGUGGCGGUUUUGGGUUGGAGGCCACAUUUCUCCUCGUGGUUGGUUUCUCUCACACUAAAGGUGUUGCCAUCUCAUUUCUUGUCCUUGCUGUUGGAUUUAGUGGCUUUGCAAUCUCAGGGUUCAAUGUAAAUCAUUUGGAUAUCGCGCCACGGUAUGCCAGUAUUCUAAUGGGCAUCUCCAACGGCGUUGGCACUCUCUCUGGCAUGGUGUGUCCUCUUAUCGUUGGUGCCAUGACCCGAAACAAGACACGUGAGGAGUGGCAAUAUGUGUUUCUCAUCGCUUCACUCGUUCAUUAUGGUGGAGUUAUCUUCUAUGGUCUUUUUGCGUCCGGAGAGAAGCAGCCGUGGGCGGAGCCGGAGAACAUGAGCGAGGAGAAAUGCGGCAUAUUAGGAGAAGACGAGCUGGCGGAUGAAACGGAAGAGCUGUACCGCUCAGGAGGCGGGGGCUAUGGAGCGACUAUCCAAUCAGGUGACCCCAAUGGGGCGGGGACAGCAGGGGGCGGAGAUGGAGGAAGAUGGGUCUCAGACUGGGACAAAACGGAGGAAUACGUCCAACCUGUCGGCACGAAUAGCUUUCGGUAUGGAGGAGAGGAGGACAGGGGACUGACAGAAUGAUGUUGAGCUCAAAGAAUAAGAGAGGAUAAAGCUAGAAGAGAGGGGUGGAAAAAAGGACAGGGUAUUCCUCUCUUACAAAAACGGACUGGGACAAGGGAAGGUUUUUACACAAACUAUAAAAAACUUGUAAUCAACAUAACACCUUUCUAGUGAUAUCACAGCAAUAGAUUUAGCAAAGGACGACUUGUGUGUUUGUGUAAAGUGAGCAGGGCUGGACUGGGAACAGAAAUCGGCCCGGGAUUUACACGGAGCGGGUGGGAG